UCAACUAGCAGAGACCUAAAUUAAAUAUGCACCGGGAAACUCCUCUUUCCGGCAUAGAAUCGAGCAUGGACGGAGAAAGCGGAAGCAUCGCCGGCACUCUCCGUGCGUGUCACGACCAAAUUCAGCGCUGCCACGUCGAGACUGCUACCGCUGCCUCCGCCGGAGCAAAAAACCCCAGCGACGCGCAAAACGUGCAGUUGUCUGUGGACGAACCAGCGGCAAAACGGCAAAAACAUGACGAGAGUCAGAAUGCGAAUCGGCAAAUUGAGGAAGCUAGGGCUUCCGCUUCAUCUAGUCAUUCAGAUUCUAACGUUAGGGAACUCGAUUCUGCUAGGAAUCAUAAAUCUGGCGGUGAUGUGAGAGAGGAGGAUGCGAAUGGGGGUAUUAUGGCAAUAGUUGGGAAUCUAGGGCGAGGAAAUAAAUUAGGGGAUAGUAAGAGAGGGGUGAAGAAGAAUGACAGUAAGUGGCCAAUGUUUAGUGAUAUGGGUGGGUUGCAUAUGGAUAUGUUGCGGGAUUUGAAUAGGGAGGUGGUUGCGCCGAUGCUCCAAUCGGAGAUACUGCGUAAGUUUGGAAGCACCGCAAUUCUGUUACAAGGGCCACGGGGCUGUGGGAAAACCAUGUUGGCUCGAGCCAUUGGCAAUGAGGCCCGAGUGCCGUUCUAUGAAACAUCUGCUGCUGCGUUAAAGGCUGGCGUUUCUGGUAUCCUAGAGUUGUUCUCCCGAGCAUACAAGAGCGCACCAUCUAUUGUGUUCAUUGAUGAAAUUGAUGCAUUGACUUCAGAAACGGAUAGCUUGUUGCAGUGCCCGGUAAAAUAUUUGAUCGCUUGCAUGGAUCUUGAAAGAUCGAAUAUUGGACCUGGUAGCUAUGUGCUGACGAUUGGAGCAACCAAUAAGCCUAAUGCUCUUGACCUUGCCUUAAGGCAGCGGUUUGAUCGUGAAUUUGUUUUAGAUGUUCCAAGAGAAAAUGAACGGCAUGACAUACUAUCAGUUCUAACACGUAAUCACAAGGUUGAAGUUUGUUUUGAUAUCCGGAAGUUAGCUAGGUGGACUCAGGGUUUUGUAGCAGGAGAUUUGGCAGAACUAGUAAAUAAGGCUCGCGUGGGUGCUUUAAAUGACGCCAUUGGCUCGAGAGCUCACGAAAUGAGUUUUAAGGAUGGGUAUGAAGCAUAUGGAAAACCAUUUUCAGAUGAAGAAUUGGAAGGACUCAGAUUAACCUUGUUCAAUUUUUAUGAAGCUAAUGGUAUGGUUUGCCCUUCUGCUGAAAUGGAAGAGUUUUCCAAAGCAUCAUGUACAAAUUGGGAUGAUGUUGGAGGCCUUCAAUUGUUGAAAUUAGAAUUUGAACGCAGGGUAGUUAAGCGUAUAAAGUUUCCACGGGUUUAUGAGUCUCUUGUGGAAAUUGGGAUGAAGGACAUGCCAUCCUCCUUUUUCCUUUAUGGUCCUCAUGGUUGUGGGAAGACAUUGAUUGUCCAGGCUUUGGCUAAAGAAGCAGGAGCAAAUUUCAUGCAUAUCAAGGGCACUGAACUAUUGAAGUUUGGGUCAUGGAGCAGGAUGAUGGUGGAAAAUAUUUUCAAAUAUGCAAAACUUCACCCUCCAUGCAUAGUUUUCUUUGAUGAGUUGGACGUAUUCAGCCCAGGGGAUUUCGCAGACAAAGAUCUUGAGGAGGAUGGAGAUGUAUGGAAGUCGGAGGACUAUAGAGAGGUGCGGAACCAAGUCUUUGAUAUAAAAAAUGAAUCAGAUGUUUACGUGUUUGCUUCAUCAUCUAAGAUAGAGAUUGUGGAUCGUAUCCCGCUCAUCAAAGAAGAUUUUGGUAGGGUUUUAUAUGCUCCUCUUCCUAGUCCAGAAGAAAGAGGAGAGAUAUUGAAAGCUCUCGCUCUAUGCAAACCAAUCGAUGCAGAAGUGGAUCUGAUGGCGCUGGGGAAAGACGAUGCUUGUCACAAUUUCAAUGGCGCUGAUCUAUUUACUUUAGUGACAGUAGCUUCUGCGUUUGCUAUUGAACGACCAUCAUUGUCCCGUGGGGGUUGCAUGACCAUCACAGAUGCAGAUUUCAAUGAAGUGUUAGCUAAAAUCUCCCCUUCUCUCUCGGCGGAGGAACUCAAGAAAUGGGCGCUACACGCGGAGAAGAUUGAUGUUGUUGAUGGUGUAUCCGUGAUGGACUGGUUAUGUUAACUUAAAUGUGAAAGACUGCGGAUCUAAUCUCAUAUUAUAUGAUACUAACAUAUUUUAAUUUUGUUAUUAUUGUAGUAGUA
Salvia hispanica is the source of this 2245-nucleotide messenger RNA. Its product is annotated as cell division control protein 48 homolog C-like. NCBI's taxonomy places the organism in Eukaryota, Viridiplantae, Streptophyta, Magnoliopsida, Lamiales, Lamiaceae. Gene Ontology annotation, molecular function: ATP binding; ATP hydrolysis activity. The record is from RefSeq and is a predicted model, not a curated record.